Messenger RNA from Durio zibethinus, 2793 nucleotides. The record is from RefSeq and is a predicted model, not a curated record. NCBI's taxonomy places the organism in Eukaryota, Viridiplantae, Streptophyta, Magnoliopsida, Malvales, Malvaceae.
GAAUCAAAUCAAAUGUCAAGUGAACCAUUUAUUACUCCUAGUUUUUAGUUCGUGGCGAUGCACCAAAAAUUAUCCUUUCUUUAAUUAAACAGCGAAGCAUCUCGUGUCCAACGUUUUCAUUCUGGAUCCACGACAGAGACCCUGAGAUUUCGGAGUAUUGAAAUUCGAAACAAAGAAGAAGCAAAUCAGCAAUGGCGGCCUUUAUCGAGCUAGAAGAUUCCCCUAUGUUUCAAAAGCAGAUAUGUUCUUUACAGUACACGGCUGAUGAGUUGAAAGAUCGCUGUCAAACAUUAUACGAAGGAAGUAAGAAGUUUAUGACAGCUCUUGGAGAAGCAUAUAAUGGGGACAAUAGCUUUGCUGAUUCUUUAGAAGCAUCUGGUGGUGGACAAGAUGAUCCCAUUAGUGUCUCCAUAGGAGGACCAAUCAUGACCAAGUUCAUCAAUGCAUUUCGUGAGCUUGCUGGCUAUAAGGAGUUGCUUCGUUCACAAGUUGAGCAUGUGUUAGUUGAUCGGCUAAUGCAUUUUAUGACUGUUGAUUUGCAAGAUGCAAAGGAGUCUCGUCGGCGGUUUGACAAAGCUAUAAAUACAUAUGAUCAGGCACGUGAAAAGUUUGUGUCUUUGAAGAAGAACACACGAGGAGAUAUUGUUGCUGAGCUAGAAGAGGAUCUACAGAAUUCAAAAUCUGCUUUUGAGAGAAGCCGCUUCAAUUUAGUAAAUGCACUAAUGAAUAUUGAAGCAAAAAAGAAGUCUGAGUUUCUGGAAUCUAUAAGUGCAAUUAUGGAUGCCCAUCUGAGAUAUUUUAAGCUGGGGUAUGACUUAUUGAGCCAGUUGGAACCAUUUAUUCACCAGGUAUUGACAUAUGCUCAGCAAUCAAAAGAAUUAGCAAAAGCUGAACAAGAUAGGCUUGAAAAACGUAUUCAAGAAUUCAGGACCCAAUCUGAGAUAGAUACUUUACGAGCUUCUACUAACAAAGAGCCUUCCACAAGUACUGGUGGCAUUCAUGUUAUUGGCAUGAGUUCAGACAAAAACAUAGAAGCGAUCAUGCAGUCCUCAACAAAUGGGGAGGUCCAGACAAUCAAGCAAGGAUAUUUGAUAAAACGUUCUUCAAGUUUGAGGGGAGAUUGGAAGAGGAGGUUCUUUGUACUCAAUAGUCAAGGAACUUUAUACUAUUAUAUGAAUAAGGGUACCAAAAUGGGUUCUCACCAUCAGUAUACUGGUUCAGCUGAACAAAAUAGUGGUGUAUUUGCUAGAUUUCGUGCAAGGCAUAAUAGGUCCUCAUCAUUUAAUGAAGAAACUUUGGGCUGUCAUAUUAUUGAUCUUUGUACUUCAACAAUAAAGAUGGAUGCAAAGGAUACAGAUUUGCGGCUUUGCUUCAGAAUUAUAUCUCCACUGAAAACUUACACAUUGCAGGCUGAAAAUGGGGCAGAUAGAAUGGACUGGGUUAAUAAAAUAACUGCAGUUAUUACAUCUCUUUUGAAUUCUCAUAUCCUGCAGCAGCAUGUGGAGAAUAAUGCUUAUGCUCGCAGAGCUUCUUCUAAUGCUAGGUCACCUAAUAGCCUUGGUACUUUAGAGAUUGACCAAAUAGGCAACAGAGCAGAGCCCGUUUCUGUGGUCCUCAAAGAAAUUCCUGGAAAUGAUGUUUGUGCAGAAUGUAGUGCUUCUGGACCUGAUUGGGCAUCCCUUAAUCUUGGCAUAUUAUUAUGCAUUGAAUGCUCAGGUGUUCACCGUAAUCUUGGUGUACACAUUUCAAAGGUGAGAUCUUUGACAUUAGAUGUCAAAGUGUGGGAACCUUCAAUUGUGGAAUUAUUUUGUACUCUGGGCAAUGCUUAUUGUAACUCUGUAUGGGAAGGUUCACUCGUUAAGAAUGAGAGAGUGGAUGAAUCAAAUGCUAUUGGCACAUCAAUAACAAAACCAUGUGCCAAAGAUGCAAUAUCCAAUAAAGAGAAAUACAUUCAUGCUAAGUUGACUGGAUUUCAGUCAGUUGGGAACCUCUUCUGGUAUAGUUGCCUCCUUCAAGUAAUUGUGUAUGUAGACAAAUUGCUAAUCAUCAGAGAUGCAAUGCAACCCAGAGUUCCUUCUAACUCAACAGACAUCUGGCAAGCUGUUAAGACUGAUAAUUUAAGAGAAGUAUAUCAUCUAAUUGCAAUAUCAGACACCAAUAUCGUAAAUACCACCUUUGAUGGUGUUUUUAGCAUUGAGUUGUAUCACCUUGUUGUUGAUGCACAAGACUCAUCACUUGAUAGCCACAAAGAGGAAAGGAAACAGUAUGAUCCAUCAGCCUGUCAGAGAAUCAAGGAUUCAAAUGACCCGGGGAAUUGUCUGCAAGGUUGUUCGUUGUUGCAUCUGGCAUGCCACUGUGGCAAUCCAGUGAUGCUUGAGCUGUUGCUGCAAUUUGGUGCUGAUAUAAAUAAGUGUGACUUCCAUGGCAGGACUCCUUUGCACCAUUGCAUUUCUCUAGGGAACAAUACAUUGGCAAAGUAUCUACUACGAAGAGGCGCACGGUCAUCGAUUAAAGAUGGUGCGGGAUUUAGUGCAUUAGAAAGGGCUAUGGAAAAGGGAGCAAUUACAGAUGAGGAGCUGUUUAUUUUGCUCACUGAAAGCUAGAGAGAGAAACUUGGGUGCCCCAAAUUGGUAAGCCUGCUUCUCUCCCUUGGUUUCUCACUUAUGUUGGCUGCUGUCGCCUCUAGCAUAAUAGGAGUUUUCUGUCCUCUUCUAAUCUGUCGACUUUGUUACUGAAUUGUUUCUCCUAUAUUUCAAACUAAUAUAUGUUAUUCUUUGCAAUGUGGAAUGAUUA